GUGACGUUUCUCAUUCGCCUACCCGGAAAUGCCAGCCAAGUCACGCCAUUGAGAUCCGCGAAGGCUUUUUGUGUUUAUCUACACAUGGAGUAAAUAUUCCGCUAAGUCAGGUGUUGCUGAGGCCAUGGAUUCAGAGAGUACUGAGGACCCGCUGUCAGCCCAAGCAGACACUUUCAACUCCAUCCGGGAGCGCACCAUCGCAGAGAACAGCAUGGUGGUGCUGCUGCAGGGCCUGCGGGGGGAAGUGACCACGGUGGACCUGAGGAAUGAGAGCACAGCACGGGGCAGAGUGGUCAACGUGGACGCAUUCAUGAAUAUACGACUUGAGGAGGUGCUUUACCGUGACCGGAAGGGGAGCCUCACUCAGCUGCAGGACCUGUUCAUCACUGGAAGAAAUAUCCGCUAUGUGCACAUCCCAGACCACGUGGACAUUAUGAAGACGAUAGAGGGUCAACUGGCAAAGAUCCACCGUGUCCGUAACUUUGGUAAAGAGGGGGGAGGAAGGAAAGAAUUUGCCAAGAAGAGAAAUUAGCAAAAGUUUGUUGGCAUGGAAUCCCAAAAAUAUUUUUUUU
Molecule: messenger RNA, 572 nt
Organism: Doryrhamphus excisus (bluestripe pipefish)
Lineage: Eukaryota; Metazoa; Chordata; Actinopteri; Syngnathiformes; Syngnathidae
Gene: lsm10
Product: LSM10, U7 small nuclear RNA associated
Biological process (GO): mRNA 3'-end processing by stem-loop binding and cleavage
Cellular component (GO): cytoplasmic U snRNP body; nuclear body
Molecular function (GO): histone pre-mRNA DCP binding; U7 snRNA binding
Source: RefSeq, a predicted model, not a curated record